AUGCCUCCUUCACCUAGUUCGAGCGCUGCGGCGCAGGCGCAGGCCCACCGCUUGCUCUCUUCAGCGGACGACGAUGAAUGCCGCAAGUACUUCAAGGAGAUGCACGUCGACUUGGAUCGCCCAAAUGGUCAAGGUUGUACGCUGCUCAUCACAGCCUGCGCAUUUGACAGAAGCACACUACUACAGGAGCUUGUGGCAGAAACGACGAACCUGGCAGCCGCCACUACUGCAAAUGCAAACAACGCGCUGCAUUUUGCUGCGCUAUCGACACAUCCAGACAUGCUGCGUUCGCUCAUUACGGCAGACGUCGACAGGUGGCAGCAUUUGAUCAAUACUGCUAACGCCAACGGCGACACACCUCUCAUGGUGGCGUGUACCACGAAAUGCGUGGAAGGGGUCGAGGCUCUUCUUGCGCAUGGGGCUGACGUGACUGCGACCAACCGUGCCCAUGUCACUGCGUUGAUGUGUGCUGCCAAGAGCGAGAGUGCAACGUCGUCGGCGUCCGUCCUUGUCAUACAACGAUUGCUUGCUGCUCCUGGGAUUUCAUCCAGCGUAAAUGCUACGAAUUUGGACGGGAACACAGCGCUCCACUUCUCGGUCGAGAGUUGCAACCCUGGCGCCACGCGAGCAUUGCUAUCAGAUUCGUCUCUCGACUGCAGCAUUCGCAACCGACACGGACUCACCGCUUUGGAGCUGGCAAGAGCCAUGCAACGCCAGCUCGGGCUUGGUCCCUCCGCGCGUAUUGGCAUUUCCCAAGUGAUCGAAGCACUCGAACUCGCUUGGGCAAAUCUGGAAGCCGCCAUUGAAAUGCGGAGUCAAGAGCUGCUCUUGAGCUUUGCAGAUGAUGAAAUCUUGGCGGAUAGCAGUCACUCAACUAGCAGCAAGACAUCGUCAACUUCAGCCAUACAGCCCAAGAAGAAGGUGAAAAAGAAGAAGCAGAAACGUCCAAAGGGCAUCGACAUACGAAGUGCCGACGACGGCGCGGAGGCUCUGUGUCAUGCCAGAGGUGACAGACGGGUGCAUGCUGGUGAGUUGCAAGACGGAGGCGUUCCCGCGACGGAUCGCACGGAGGUAGUUGACAUCAUCCGAGACACAGCAGAGAGCCGCCUGCGUCAUGACACCGAAGCUGACGACGAUCCAAACGAUGUGUGCGUGGAUCUGGAUCAGUUUUUCGACACUUUUUCCCUAUUUCGAACGAUGGAGAUCUCCCUUGCCCACUUUGCCCUGCAAGAUUUGGAUGGGCUGAGCAUGUCUCAGUUAGAAAUGCUCCAAGACGCCCACAUGCAAGCUUUCACCGUCCUAAAUGACAAAAAGGUCCAAGUCGCCCGACAACUCGAAGCCGACCGCAUCCACGCCGCGUACGAGUUGGAGCAGCACAUUUUGAGCCUGCCAUAAACGUCUGCAAAAGUACAUAACCUAAACAUCCACAUGGCAUCAUGGA
Molecule: messenger RNA, 1441 nt
Organism: Aphanomyces invadans
Lineage: Eukaryota; Oomycota; Saprolegniomycetes; Saprolegniales; Verrucalvaceae
Exons: 6
Coding region: 1-1395 (464 amino acids)
Molecular function (GO): protein binding
Source: RefSeq, a predicted model, not a curated record